Trachemys scripta elegans is the source of this 3146-nucleotide messenger RNA. It is a transcript of the gene TANK, whose product is annotated as TRAF family member associated NFKB activator. The coding region runs from base 392 to 1729 and encodes 445 amino acids. The record is from RefSeq and is a predicted model, not a curated record. The transcript is spliced from 9 exons. Gene Ontology annotation, biological process: canonical NF-kappaB signal transduction. Lineage: Eukaryota; Metazoa; Chordata; Testudines; Emydidae.
UUGUCAGUCAUAACCAAUAUAGGAGACUGACUGAGCUGCAUUUCAAAAUCCUGUUGAUAAAGCUUCCAGACUACAUAAAAAUUGCCUAUCUUGUUACUGAAGAAAGUGACUGAAGAAAAAUAUUCUUAAAGAGAUUACUUACAAGGAGCUGGUAACCUCUAACCCUGGGGGAAAGGGCAGCGCUGUGAUGCUCUCCUGUACACUGUCACAUGGGCUGGGGCGGAUGUGGGACACAACAGGAAGUAAAUGCUGGUUCCUGGGUUAAGGAGAGUGAGGCUGGAGAAGAGCAAUCAGCUCCAGGGAGAGGUGCUGUCUGAGCCCGGAAGAGUUCACAGAAAGCUAUACGCAGCAAAUAUGUGAACAGCAGGAACAGAUAGAGUUUCAAAAAAGUAUGAUUACAAAACUUAAAUCACAGUUGGCUCCUGUGAAUGCUAACAGAGGUAGUGCACAUGGCCAUGUUCUGGUGCCUGAAGAUAGUGAAACCUGGAGAAAUGACACCUCCCCUAAUCUAACUUUUGAUCAGCUCCAUGAAAAACUGAAACUAGCAAUGCAAAGAGAGAAACUUUUAAAGGACCAGUUGGAAACAGAGAGCAUUAAAUUGAAGGAAACUGAGGAAGAAAACAUUCUAAAGGAAAAUAAACUUGUAUCUAUUAUUGCCGUUAAAGAAGAAGAAAUAAGGUUUCUAAAAAACAGAUUAAAAGAAAAAAGUGAAGCACAGGACUGCAUACAUAUGCCAAUGUAUGAAAUGGAGAUUAAACAUACGAAGAUUGCUCCAGCUAGACAGGAUUUAUCUCCAGGGAUCCCUGGUAUUUUAACUGUGCAUGAAAGGGAAGAUCUAGAGAUGGUUUUCCAGGAGAUGAAGGAAGAAUGUCAUCGAAUAUGCACAUUAGCAAGAAAGCAAACAGACCAACUCAGUAAACUUAACAUAAAGAGAGAACCUGUAAAUGAAAUUCCAUUUUCCAUGCCUAUUCAGUGUACUGAUAAAACUGAUGAACAAGCAGAAGAACUUUUAAAACCUCGGGUUAAAACAGAUAUAAAUAGAGGUGUAUCAUGCAUAACAUCUAUCACACCAAGAGGAGUGGGCCAAGAUGAGGAAGACAACUCUGUAGAAUCACUUUCUAAAUUUAGUGUCAAGUUUCCACCUACAGACAAUGACUCUACUUUCUUACAGAGCACUCCAGAUAAACCAACAGUUCCUUGUACUGCAAUAGCUGAAAAUAUGCUUCAAGAUCAUCAUUUUAACAUGGAUCAUGAAGACCAUGCUAUGAACCUGAGUAAAUUGGAAUGUAACACCUUUGAAACUCGUGGAGUUGACCACAUAACCUCAGCUAUGCAAAACCUAACUACACUUGACAAAACAAAACUCCCAAGCCAUACAGCCAUGCUCAAACAGAAUACUCAGGACAAAACACCAUAUUUGAAAACAGCAGACAUUGGUACCAAACUUGUACAUCCGUAUACAAAUCAAGAUGCUACUGAGGUAAAUUUUCCCUCUUCAGAGGCCACUAGGAGGGCUGUCAGAGGACCUCAGCAGCCCUUCUGGAAGCCAUCUCAAACUCAAGAUAAUAACUUACUGGCACAAGGUUAUACAGACUCAGAACUGAAGCAGUCUGGAAUAUGUGAAUUCUGUCAAAAAGUUUUCCCACCAUCUACUACAUCCAGGGGGGAUUUUCUCAGGCAUCUUAAUUCACACUUUAAAGAACAAUCAAUGUAUCCGGAAGCAAGCUGAAUAAGGCUUUGUAGAGAUACUGGGUUGCGCUUUUGUGUAUAUUUCAUUUUUAAUUCAAGUGUGUAUGUUAAUUUCAGAAUUAAGACUAUGUUCAUAAUGAUGUUACUGAAACUGUUUUUCAGUUAAGUUCAUUUCAAAUUUUACACAUUUAAAUUACCCAGUAGAAGACUGUAAUUCAGUUUCACUUCAGUAUGUCAUGUUGCAAUAUGAGCUUUAGGCGUGAUCCUACAAACCUUUUCUUACACAAGUUAUCUUCACCUGAGUAGUCCCACAAUAAUUAAUGACUACUUGUAUGAGUAAGGACUACUUGCAUGAGUAAAUGUUUGCAGAACUGGGCCUUUAAUUUGAGGAGAUAAAGUGUGAGAAGUCCUAUCAAUUUUUCCUCCUAUUUCCUCAUUGUUGUAAAUAGGAGCAGGAAUAGGCCCUCGGAACAUUUGAAGGGCUAGGGAGGAAUCUCCAAAUUUUACUUAAGACAGGUUCAGUGUUGUAUUUAUAUUGUAGAUAAGGUUCUUGUAAAAUCAGUAGAGCAACCAAGUAACAGGUACGUCAUACUUAAGAUACAUUUAUGUCUUGUGUUUCUUACAUCAGUGGCAGAGAUCAGUGUAAUCCACUGUAAAACUGUUUUAGUAAACAGAUUUGUCUCCGAUACAAAACAAUACUCACUCUCUGGCUAAAAUGAAGAUUGCAACGGUAUGUAUCUUUGGCAGAGGUGCACUAUUAAAUUGUUAAUGUAUAUUGUUAGCAUUCAUAAUUCAUGGAAAAUACUUAUUCCUCUGUGGGAGCGGAUACGUGCUUUUACAUACAGAGAAGAUGAGAUGAACCAGGUUACACUUCCCCCUAAAACUACAAGUUCAAAAGAUAAUUUAGCAUUUCUUGGGGUUCCCUACUGGAUGUUACUCAAACUCUAUGGAUUUUUUUUUUUAAAUGAACACAAGUCUUCAGACCAAAAUACAUAUCUCUCUUUUAAACUAGAAAUCACUUUUAAACUACAAUUUAAAUUUUGAUGGCUGUGUGUGUAUUUUAUGAGUGUUAGAUCAGCUAGCUUGCAUUUUGUUUUUAAACAGUUGAUGUGCAAUGAUCUCCUCCAGGAGAGCCUUCUGCACUUUGGACAGUUCCAGUCCAGACCUAAGUCGUAAUUAGCAUUAAUAUAUUUUCUGUAGCUACAGGUAAGCAUUGCGCUAACUUCUCUCUGUUCAAAGAUUUAUGGGCUGAUGGUAACCAUUUUACAAAGCUAAAGGGAAAUAUAAAUCUUGCAUCGUUUUCAGAAAUGGAUUUUUAAGUCAACUGGAGAAUACUCCUACACUAAACAUUUUUCUACAACUGUUUACUGUAGUUUUAAGUGCCUGCUGUGUAUGUGACUAGCUGUUGGCUGAUAAUGUACUGUAAUAAAGUGCAGGGUUCAAUGCUUGUCUGUUAA